Messenger RNA from Effrenium voratum, 1865 nucleotides. The record is from the annotation of a GenBank genome assembly. Lineage: Eukaryota; Dinophyceae; Suessiales; Symbiodiniaceae.
GCCAAGAAGGAGGUCCAGGAGGCCAAGAAGGAGGUCCAGGAGGCCGAGAAGAAAGUCCAGGAGGCCAAGAAGGACACGCAGGCGGGCUUCGGCUGAGUCGCGGACGGCAAUGCGACAAUGUUUGCCAACGAGCUGCUGGCGUCUCAGGCGCUGAGUUUGCGUGACAAUAGUUGUUAUCCCAACAUUGACGUGAAACUGGCGGAAGAGCUCGGCAGUUUUUGAACGCUGAUGAGGACAAACCGUUUCUUUUUGUGCGGAACCAGACCCGCCUGGUGUGGGAGGAGGCAGUGCGUGGUCAUAGGCGUGUUGCGGAGAUCGGGUCCCCGCGCAUCGGCAAGUCGUUUUCCAUCGCCUACCUCCUGCGCCUCCUGAUGAAGGAGCAGAAGACACUGGUCUUCGAAGCCAGAAAGUGGACAACUGUCUACCUCUUCAUGCCGGGCGGCGACGGCUCCUACGAGGUGCGGACCAUGGAUCUGACAGAUUGGGCGCCCGGGAAGUGCUUUGAGCUGAAGAGCCCCGAUAAUUAUUACGUUAUCGAUCCAAACUUGGCGGAAGACAGGAGGUCUGUCUACCCUGCCAGGGCCAGGACCAUCGUGGCGCCCUCGCCUGAUCCAAUGCACUUUGGAGAGUGGAAGAAAGACGACCCAUUAUUUUUGUACAUGGCAACAUGGACCUUGCAAGAAGCGCGGUGCGUGCUCAAGUACCUCCGCCCCGACUUCAGCAACAAAGAUGUGGAAGAGCGUUACUACAAGUUCGGGGGUAUUGUUCGGCGUUUGAAGUCCGACAGGCCCUACCAGAUAGAGCGGGCUCGUGCCGAUGCUUUAGGCAAAACAGAAUUGCUCGAGAGAAUCUGGAGAUUGGGCAUCAUCGACCAGGGUGGGGAGUUAAAGCCGGCGCAUUUACUCUUCCAAAUCGUGCCGGAGAAGAACUUCACCACUUUUGCGGUUGAAUGUGUCAGUGAGGAAGCUGCAGACCUCCUCAUCGAGACGUUUGAGGAGAAGGUGCAUAGGUAUAUGGCAGCUUUCAAGGAUAUUGACAGAAGCGGCUUCGGAAAGGUUUGGGAGAAGUUUGCUCACCGAGAGCUUUGCCGCGGGCGGAUGCUUUAUGCGAGGCCGGUCGAUGUUCAAGUGCCAAUGUUCGAGGUGGUGUUUUCCAAGCUGGAUCUUCGGCAGGUGGAUGGCAACCUGACGGAUCUUGUCAGAGCGGCCAGAAAAUGGCCAAACAAAUACCUGGAACCCAAAGAUCCAUUCAUGCCAUCCAUCGACUCCUGCACUGCUCUCAAGGAGACGUAUGGAGUCGAAUCAUGUUUUGGUCGUUUCUUGCAUGCGCACGACGUUACAUGCCAUGUUUGUUUUUGCGUUCCCGUGAAGGACGGCGAGCUGAUUUGUUUCCAGAUCACCACUGCCACACAACACCCACUUGAUGUCAAAUUGUUGGAACUGGCAGCGCGGGAAAGUGGCGUCCACAAGAUCAUCUUGUAUUGGGUCGUUCCCAAGGACAAUUUCCGCGAGUUUGAACGUACAGACACUCCCAUUCCCAGCGUGGAGCUGGUGCAACGUGUGCUGGCAAUUGAUACCCCCACCAACCCUUUCACUCAUAGGGAGAUGGAGAACAGGAUGAAGGAGCUGGGCAAUGCCUGCAACGACACAGCCCAGUAGGUACAAAGUGAUGAAGACCUUUGACUUCUCGGAUGUCAAGAAGAUGAUCAACAAGGUUCUGCGUAAGGGAGUCAAGAAAGGACCCAACGCAUACGAAGCAUUGAUCCUGAGAGCGGCCGAGGCUUGGGAUGACAUUUUGAACCGCUCAAUGCAUGCCACAAAUGCAGCUUGAGACGCGAGAUAGGACAAUUGACAGUGUGUGCGGAA